Molecule: messenger RNA, 2076 nt
Organism: Apodemus sylvaticus (European woodmouse)
Lineage: Eukaryota; Metazoa; Chordata; Mammalia; Rodentia; Muridae
Gene: Gabra4
Product: gamma-aminobutyric acid type A receptor subunit alpha4
Exons: 9
Coding region: 317-2056 (579 amino acids)
Biological process (GO): nervous system process; gamma-aminobutyric acid signaling pathway; synaptic transmission, GABAergic
Cellular component (GO): dendrite membrane; synapse; neuron projection
Molecular function (GO): benzodiazepine receptor activity; GABA-A receptor activity; GABA-gated chloride ion channel activity
Source: RefSeq, a predicted model, not a curated record
CUCCCAAGUUCACCGGCGAGCAGCGCUUGCAGGCUCGACAAGGUGCGGAGCUGAGCGCCGGGCUCCCGCUUGCACUGGGCGCGAGCGGAGCUGCGAGGGAGGGGGCGGGCGCCCAGGUCCCGCCUCCCCUGGCCGCGUGCACACACACGCCCACCGCGGCUAGGCUGGAGGAGCGCGGGCGAGUGUGAGCGCGGGCGAGUGUGAGCGCGAGUGUGCGCACGCCGCGGGAGCCACUCUGCCCUCUCCUCGCACCCUGCCCAGGGCAUCUCGAGAGGCUGGAAACGUGAACAGGCUUAAAGUAUGGCAUGUUGCGAAGAUGGUUUCUGUCCAGAAGGUACCCGCGAUCGCGCUGUGCUCCGGGGUCAGCCUCGCCCUCCUGCACUUCCUGUGCCUGGCGGCUUGUUUAAACGAAUCCCCAGGACAGAACUCAAAGGACGAGAAAUUAUGCCCGGAAAAUUUUACCCGUAUCCUGGACAGUUUGCUGGAUGGUUAUGACAACAGGCUGCGACCUGGAUUUGGGGGUAUGGAUUGUUUGAAAACAUGCAAGUGUGCUCUGUCUGUCCGUCUCUGGUCUGCCUGUCUAUUUGUGGAAAUAUCAUUAGGUCCUGUUACAGAAGUGAAAACUGAUAUAUAUGUCACCAGCUUUGGACCUGUUUCUGAUGUUGAAAUGGAAUACACAAUGGAUGUGUUCUUCAGACAGACAUGGAUUGACAAAAGACUAAAAUAUGAUGGCCCCAUUGAAAUCUUGAGGCUGAACAAUAUGAUGGUCACCAAAGUUUGGACCCCUGAUACUUUCUUCAGGAAUGGAAAGAAAUCUGUCUCACAUAACAUGACAGCUCCAAAUAAGCUUUUUAGAAUUAUGAGAAAUGGCACUAUUUUAUACACAAUGAGACUCACCAUAAGUGCGGAGUGUCCUAUGAGACUGGUGGAUUUCCCUAUGGAUGGUCAUGCCUGCCCUUUGAAAUUUGGGAGUUAUGCCUAUCCCAAGAGUGAGAUGAUCUACACCUGGACCAAAGGCCCUGAGAAGUCUGUGGAGGUGCCAGAGGAGUCUUCUAGCUUAGUUCAAUAUGACCUCAUUGGGCAGACUGUAUCAAGUGAGACCAUCAAAUCUAUUACAGGUGAAUACAUUGUGAUGACAGUUUACUUCCACCUCCGACGGAAGAUGGGCUAUUUCAUGAUUCAGACGUAUAUCCCAUGCAUCAUGACAGUGAUCCUUUCUCAAGUUUCCUUCUGGAUAAACAAGGAGUCUGUUCCAGCUAGAACCGUAUUUGGAAUAACCACAGUCCUCACGAUGACCACCCUAAGCAUCAGUGCUCGGCAUUCUUUGCCCAAAGUGUCCUAUGCGACUGCCAUGGAUUGGUUCAUAGCUGUCUGUUUUGCUUUUGUAUUUUCGGCUCUUAUUGAGUUUGCUGCUGUCAACUAUUUCACCAACAUUCAAAUGCAAAAAGCCAAAAAGAAGAUAGCAAAGCCUCCUCCAGAAGUUCCAGCUGCUCCAGUGCCAAGAGAGAAACAUCCAGAAACAUCUCUCCAGAACACACAUGCCAAUUUGAACAUGAGGAAAAGAACAAAUGCCUUGGUCCACUCAGAAUCGGAUGUCAACAGCAGAACUGAUGUGGGAAAUCAUUCCAGCAAGACCACUGCUGUCCAGGAGUCUUCUGAAGCCACACCAAAGGCUCACUUAGCUUCCAGUCCAAAUCCAUUCAGCAGGGCAAAUGCAGCUGAGACUAUGUCUGCAGCAGCCAGAGGUCUUUCAUCUGCAGCAUCGCCCUCUCCUCACGGCACAUUGAGGCCAGCUUCUUUGGGGUCAGCUCCUACUCGCCCUGCAUUUGGAUCUAGACUUGGGCGAAUAAAGACAACAGUUAAUACAACAGGGGUGGCUGGGAAUGUGUCAGCUGCACCUCCUGCCUCUGCUCCACCACCUUCUGGAUCUGGCACAAGUAAAAUAGACAAAUAUGCUCGCAUUCUCUUUCCAGUCACAUUUGGGGCAUUUAACAUGGUCUACUGGGUUGUUUAUUUAUCUAAGGACACCAUGGAGAAAUCAGAAAGUCUAAUGUAAUUUUGUUGCUAUAGUAAUUU